Molecule: messenger RNA, 1650 nt
Organism: Rhodotorula toruloides NP11
Lineage: Eukaryota; Fungi; Basidiomycota; Microbotryomycetes; Sporidiobolales; Sporidiobolaceae
Product: glucose-6-phosphate isomerase
Exons: 7
Coding region: 1-1650 (549 amino acids)
Biological process (GO): gluconeogenesis; glycolytic process; glucose 6-phosphate metabolic process
Cellular component (GO): cytosol
Molecular function (GO): monosaccharide binding; glucose-6-phosphate isomerase activity; carbohydrate derivative binding
Source: RefSeq, a predicted model, not a curated record
AUGUCUGGAAAGCUCGCGACUGACUACCCCGCCUGGACUAAGCUCCAAGAGCUGUACGACAAGGACCACACCAAGCUUGUCCUCAAGGACUUGUUCGAUGCCGACCCCGAGCGCUUCAGCAAGUUCUCGCGCGCGUACGACUCGCCCCAGAAUGACGUCCACAUCCUCCUCGACUUCUCGAAGAACUUGAUCAACGACGAGGUCUUCUCGACCUUGAUCCAGCUCGCCAAGGAGGGCGGUGUUGAGACGGCUCGCGACGAGAUGUUCGCUGGCAAGCACAUCAACACGUCCGAGGACCGCGCUGUCCUCCACGUCGCCCUGCGCAACGUCGGCAACGAGUUCAAGAUCAACGAGGCUGGUGCGGACGAGGUCCAGGGUGUCCUCGACCACAUGACGGACUUUGCCAACAAGGUCCGCUCGGGCGAGUGGAAGGGUUACACCGGCAAGCCCAUCGACACCAUCGUCAACAUCGGUAUCGGCGGAUCCGACCUUGGCCCGGUCAUGGUCACGGAGGCGCUCAAGCCGUACGGCAAGAAGGGCCUCAAGUGCCACUUCGUCUCGAACGUCGACGGCACUCACAUCGCCGAGGUCACUGGCGAGUGCAACCCGGAGACGACCCUCUUCAUCGUCGCCUCGAAGACCUUCACGACCCAGGAGACGAUCACGAACGCCGAGAGUGCGCGCGAGUGGUUCCUCAAGUCGGCGGGAGACAAAUCGCACGUCGCAAAGCACUUUGUCGCGCUGUCGACGAACACCAAAGCAGUGACGGACUUCGGCAUCAGUUCCCAGAACAUCUUCGAGUUCUGGGACUGGGUCGGAGGCCGUUACUCGCUUUGGUCCGCCAUCGGCCUCUCGAUCAUGCUCUACAUCGGCCCCGACAACUUCCAGGAGCUCCUCGCCGGCGCGCACGAGAUGGACAAGCACUUCCUCGAGACGAAACUCGAGGACAACCUCCCCGUCAUCCUCGGUCUCCUCGGCAUCUGGUACAACGACUACUACGGCGCCCAGACCCACGCCCUCCUCCCCUACGACCAGUACAUGCACAAGUUUGCCGACUACUUCCAGCAGGGCGACAUGGAGUCGAACGGCAAGUUCGUCACGAAGGACGGCCGCCGCGUCAGCUACCAGACGGGCCCAAUCAUCUGGGGCCAGUCCGGCACGAACGGCCAGCACGCCUUCUACCAGCUCAUCCACCAGGGCACGAAGCUCAUCCCCGCCGACUUCCUCGCGCCGAUCGAGACGCAGAACCCGAUUCGCGGCGGCCUCCACCACAAGAUCCUCCUCUCCAACUUCUUCGCCCAGCCCGAAGCGCUCGCGUUUGGCAAGACUGAGGAGCAGGUCCGCGAAGAGCUCGGCGCGCAGGCGGAGAACGAGGCGCUGAGGAAGUCGAAGGUGUUCGAGGGCAACCGCCCGACGAACUCGAUCCUCUUCCAGAAGCUCACGCCCCGUACUCUCGGCUCGCUCAUCGUGAUGUACGAGCACAAAAUCUUCGUCCAGGGAUGCAUCUGGGGAAUCAACUCGUUCGACCAGAUGGGCCUCGGCAAGGUCCUCGCCAAGCGCAUUCUCGGCCAGCUCGACGACUCCUCGAAGGUUGUCGACCACGACUCGUCCACCACCGGUCUCAUCAAGCACUACAUCUCGCGCGCUUGA